This is a messenger RNA of Diversispora eburnea, 414 nucleotides long. NCBI's taxonomy places the organism in Eukaryota, Fungi, Glomeromycota, Glomeromycetes, Diversisporales, Diversisporaceae. The record is from the annotation of a GenBank genome assembly.
AUGAUACAGCUUAAAACUGUAUUAAAUGUUAUUGAUAAUUCCGGUGCACUUCUCGCUGAGUGUAUUCGUGUGGCUCAUGGUGGAAGAUAUGGUGGUAUAGGUGACCCAAUUACAGUAGUAGUUAAAAAAGCUCGUCCAAUCACAAACAUCCCAGGUCAAACAUCAGGUUCUAGUGGUAAUCCUGCAACAAAAUUAGCAAUUCGUAGAGGAGAAGUUAAAAAAGCAUUGAUUGUACGUACACGUAAAGAAACCAGACGUCCGGAUGGUAGAUAUAUUAGAUUUGAUGAUAAUGCAUGCAUACUUUUAAAUAAUAAAUUGGAACCUUUGGGAACAAGAAUACUUGGUGUGGUCGGUUCUGAAUUAAGAGGGAAGAAAUGGGGAAAAGUUGUAAGUUUAGCCCCUAGAGUUAUUUGA